This is a messenger RNA of Microcebus murinus (gray mouse lemur), 11125 nucleotides long. NCBI's taxonomy places the organism in Eukaryota, Metazoa, Chordata, Mammalia, Primates, Cheirogaleidae. The record is from RefSeq and is a predicted model, not a curated record.
GAAAAGAUCUAAUUUUAAUAUUUUCUGUAUGGAACAUCAAUUUUCCUAGUAUCAUUUAUGUGCUAACCUUUCCUUUCUCCCUGCUUGACAAAGAUUCUGUGCUGCAAAUAGACUCUGCAUCUCUUCCGUACCCAUUAAUACAUGCUUGAGCUGUUCGCGCUUCCUCUUCUGUGUCUCCUUUUGCAUCUGUCUCUGUUGGAAUUAUGUCACACUGUUUUGCUUACCAUAGCUUGCCGGUAACAUUUCCCCUUCUGUUUGUCAUUGCUUUUAGAGUCAUCUUGGCUCUUAGUUCACUUCCUCUUGCAUGCAGAGCUCCUUCUCUGGAAGGAGAUAAAAUUCCACUUACUGAGAGCCCACCCUGGGCAGGGGCUGCUCUCAGCACUCAUUUAUCAGCCCUGCCCCAAAGGUAGAUGCUCUUAUUAUAGUCACACCCAUUUUUACAUGUAAGGAAACUGAGAUAAAGAUAGAUCAAAGUAGCAAAUUAGUGGCUGAUUUGGGAUUCAGACUGAGGCAUUUUGAUCCCCAAAGCUGAAAUUUUAGCUCUAACACCAAACUGUCUCCUAGUCGAGAACAGAAAAGACAUCAUGAAACUUAUGUAACUUUUUAAAAAUUGUUUUCAAUUUUUUAUUUCACAAUAAUUUCAAACUUCAAGAAAAGUUGCAAGAAUAAUAGUACAAAGAACAUUCACAUGAUUUGCCUAUUUUAAACAAUUUACCUUAUUUGCUUGAUCAUACGUUCUCUUUCUAUAUAUAAAUGUAUAUAGACACAUACACAUAAUUUUUAUUUUUUUGAAACUUGUGAAGACAAAUUGUAUAUAUCAUUGGUGUUUUUAAACCUGUAAAUAAAUCAGUGUUUAUUUCUUAAAAUAGAGAUAUUCUCUUAUAUACCACAGUAUAGUUAUCAACUUUAGGAAAUUUAAUGCUGACAAAAUACUUUUAUAUACUCUAUUGAUCGCAUUCCGAUACUUUCAGUGGACCCAGUAAUGUCCCCUAUAGCCUGUCUUGUGCCCCCGGCCAUGCCCCAGCCCAGGGCAGGAACGUGCCACAUUAGCCUUCUUGAAUCUGGAACACCCCCACAGCCUUUGUUUGUCUUUCACAACAAAAAUAUUAUUGAAGCAGACAGCUUCCCACCCUUUUAUUUUCCCCACAGAGCAUUCCUCAUUUGGGGGUUUGCAAGAUAUUUCCUAGUGAUUAGAUUCAAGUAACCCGUUCCCUACCGGAAGACUGCAUAGUCAGGACAGCCCUUCUCAGCGCCUCACACUUGGAGAUACGGGGUAUCUCAAAAAGGCUGAUGGACUUUUCAUGUAAUGACAAAAGACUGAAAACUAGGCUUUGGAUUAUGGUUGUCACAAUUCUGAAUAAAUUAUUUGCUACUCAAAUACCAACUGGUCGAUAUUUUUAAAUUUUGCUAAAAUAUUGAUCUAAGAAUAGCUAUUGAAAAUAUCUGAUGAAAUUUCGAGGCAUUUUAUUAGAGCUUUGCAUCUUCCUUUUAAAAAAGCUGCCAUAUAAAAUAUGUCUAUGGACUCUAAUUCCAACCAAAAUGUCAGCCAUCUGUCUCUGUUUUAAUUCUGUUGGAAAGCAUCUGCUGAAAUCUAUGUAUUAUUAUAAUCAUGAUAAUAAAAGAAAUGCAAUAUCACUUUAAUUAUGUUCCCAUGCCUAAAACAUUCUUCACUGGAGGAGCCAGAGUUAUUGAAGAGAGAAGAGGCUUUUUUUCCUCCUUAAUUUAUAAUGAAAAGAUGGCAGAGGCCAGGGUAAAGAGAAUUAAAUUCGUUUUUAUCUUACAAGUCAAAGUCAUCACUUUACUCCUUGGCUCUUAGUCCCUGAGAUCUUUGUAAAAAUCUUUCCUGACAGCUUUUCCCCUCUUCCAAGUUCCUGCCAAGGCAAUGGUUCAGAAUCAUGUGGUGUGCAGAUUUCAGUGAGAAGGAAUGCUUGAUGUAUUAGUUUUCUUUUGUGGCAACAAAUCUCCAGAAAUGUAACAAAAGAAAACGAGCAUGCCAGGUCUCUUGGCAAGUCAGCAGGAGGUAGAGGAAGAGGCUAGGAGCCCAGGCAGGUAAGAGAAAUUUCCUGAUCCGGCAAGAAUUUCCCUAAUGACUUUUUCCCAUGUUCUAAUUAGAUUGCUUGCUUUUUCUUUUCUUUUUGAUUUUUUAAGAGUUAUUAAUAUAGUCUAGUUACAAGCCCUUUGUCAAAUAUGUGGUCUGCAAAUAUUUUCUCCUCAUCUACAGUUUAUCUUUCCAUCUUUUAUAAAACAAGAGUACUUAAUUAAGUCUAAUUUAUUGAUUUUUUCCUGCCAUGGAUUGUGCUUUUGAUAUCAUGUCUGAGGAAUUUUCACCAAGCCCUAAGUCCUCAAGAUAUUAUCCUAAAAUUUAUAUAGUUCCUCAUUUUACAUUUAAAUCUCUGAUCCAUUUUUUGUACAAAUAUAAAUUUAGAUAAAUUUUUUUUGACCUAUGGAUAACCAAUUGCUCCAGUAUCAUUGGUUAAAAAAAAACUGUCCUUCCUUUAUUGAACUGAUUAUCUUCCCUUGUCAAAAAUCAGCUGGUAAGACUUGUGUGGGGCCAUUUUGGGGUUCUCUUUUCUUUCUCAUUUUUGUGUGUGUCUGUCCCUCUGGGGAUACUACAGUCUUGAUUCCUAUAGCUACAAAGUCUCAAGAUGGUAGGGAUGAAUCCUCCUACUUUAUUCUUCUUUUUCAAAAUUACUUUUUAGCAUUUCUGGUUACUUUAUCUUUCCAUGUACAUUUUAGAAUAAUAUUUGUAUAGCUACAGAAAAAAUCAAAAGCUGGGCUUUUGAUAGGAAUUUCAUUAAACCUAUAGAUCAAUUGGGGAGACUUGGCAUUUUUAGUGUUGAAUUUCCCAUGAACUUGGUAUGUGUCUCUAUUUGCUAAGAUCCUUUUUGAUUUCUCUCUUCAGUGGUGUGCCAUCGGGCUUAUACCUAAGUAUUUCUGUGUGUGACUGCAAAUCCUGUUGUAUUUAAAAUUUUCUUUCUGUGUAUAAUUUUUGGUAUAUAGAAAUAUGAUUGAUUCGUGUGUGUUGAUCUUACACUCUACCUGAACUCCCUUAUUCUAAAAAGAAUAUUUUUUAGAUCCCUUGGGGUUUUCUAUGUUGACAAUCAUAACUGCAAAUAGGGUCAGCCUCAUUUCUUCCUUUUGGAACACUACGCCUUUUAUUUCCUUUCCUUGCCUCGUUGGGCUAGGAACUUUCAGUGCUAGAUUAAAUAAGAUUGGUGGCAGCAGAUAUCCUUGCCUUGUUCCUGAUCUUAGUAGGAAAGCAUUUCAUUUCUUACCAUUAAGUUUGAUUUUAGCUGCAGGUGUUUUUGUAGAUAUUCUUUAUCAAGUUGAGAAAGUUUUCGUGGUUGCUCAUUAAAGCAUUUUUAUGAUGGUCACUCUAACCUCUCUGUUGCAUAAUACUGACACCUGUGCCACCCAGGUGUCGGCAUCUGCUGAGUGUCUUUUCUCAUUCAAAUAGAGAUUUUCUUAGUUCUUGCUAUGACAAGUGAUUUUCCAUUGAAAUUUGGGCAUUUAGGGUAUUAUAUUAUAAAACUCUGAAUCUUAUUUAAAUCUUCUAUUUUAACAGGCCUCCUCAGACAUCAUUCUGGUGGGGGAAGAGGGACAUUUCCUCAUUGUUGCCAGACAGGGGGAGCCCGGGUCCCUCCCUCGGCCCCACUGACACCUGCUGGCAGAGGGGCUUGCCGUUCCUCUGUGUGGGGUGGAGGGCAGGCUCCCUGCGGGGUACCCCAUACCUCCCUUGCUGGAGACAGGCUCACCACUGCUCUCCACUGACACCGUGGGGCGGGGUGGCCUUGAGGUUGGUGGGCAGUGGUGGGAGCCCUCCUCUGACCACACCCCCAAGCAGGAGGGCCAGAGGUUCCUUGUCACUGCCAGGUGGAGGGAAGUCCAGGUUCCCCACGUGCUGACACCGCCUGGGGGUGGGGGCCUUCUCAUCUGGUGGGGAUGGAGGCCCGCUGCCCCACUUGGCUCUCUGACCACCCACCGUGGGGAGCUGGGCUCCUAGUUAGUGCCCAGUGAGGGUGGCAGUCCAGGUCCCCACUCGCAUUUGUUGGUGUGAGGGUGGCGGGGCGGGUGGGGGCACAGUUUUUCUGUGCCAUUUGACCGUUGUGAAUUGCUUAUUGUCUAGAAGCCUCGUCUUUCUAGGCUAACACUUUCCCAGAUUUUUGGCUUGCAAGAAAUGGCUUCCCUGUGGCUCCUGGGCCUGUGCCUGUUGGCGUUUCUAGGCUGCCAGCUUCUCUGUCACUUGGGCCAGGAUCCGUGAGGCGACAGAAAACCCAGGAAAUUCACUGUCCUUUAACUUCUGGGGUUUCAAGGUUCCUAUUUGUUCUGCCUUCUUCUCUCCACCUUUUGGGGUUUUCUUAUUUUUGUUUUUUCAUAAAAUAGCUAAGGGUUUUAGCUACCCUUAGCGAGAGGAACAGGGAGGAGUAAGUGCAUUCCGUUGUUCCAGACGUGGAAGUCUGCAAUGAGUGUUUAGUGUCUGGGCUGGGGCCUGGGCCACCUGGCGUCCCUCUGACACACACCCCUGAUCACAGGGCUCCAGACGGGGGUGCCCCGUGGGGUGAAGGCAGUAGGUGCAGCCUAGGCAGAGUGAGCCCCUGGUCCUCAACGCCCAGUGACAGCCACGGCUGGGAGGCCACCAAGCUGAGCCCGCCCUGCUGACACACAACUAUGCAGACUUUUCCACCAGCUCCCAAAUUAAGCCAUCUGUGCUUCCUCUUUCAAGUCACUGUAAGCAUUAAUGUCACACCCAGACCCUCGUUUAUCUGCCAGAAUUGCUUGAACGGUCCCUUUUAUUAAAUUUGAGUCUACUAAAUAACUGGCUAGUGGGUCUCGGUAAGAGGAACUGUGCCCGUCCUCUCCUGCUCGUGCGAUGAAGCAGAUGGCGGCUGCCUCCCGUCCACGGGAAGAGGCAAAGGGCUUGGAGCUGGGCCAACAGGCCGUCCCAGAGGAUUGGGAUGUGCAGACAUCCAGAGCUUUCUCUUUGCUUAAGCAACAAUAGCCUUCAACAAACUUUGCUGGGCCGCAAAGAUAGGUGAGUCAGGUUCCAACCUGAGGAGUUGACAGUCUAUGGGGACAGUUACAUUGUAGUGUGUGACAUGCUGAGUUGAAGGAAGCACAAAAAGAAGCAGAGGAGAAACCCUUGAUCCGAACUGGGCAUUUUGGAGGGCUUCCUGGCGGGGAGUCUUAUCGGGUGCAAAUUGAUUAUGCCUCUGCCUGGCUGAAAUCCUUCAGCUGCUCCACUGUGGCCAGCACAGACCAAAGCAUGCUGUGCCCACGGACAUCCCAGCUCUGCCAUGGGCCAACCCUGGUGUUCCUGCUUCCAGCCCCAGGGAACAUCCGUCGGGUGGCUGUCCGACCUCGAGACUUCCUCACGUCAUCUCCUCUGCGUGGGAGGAGUGCCAUGCCCCUCUAGGGCCAUGGAGACACUCUCAUUCCCACUGGACUGUCACCUCUGUCAGGGCAGGGAUCCAGUCUGGCUGGGCCACCGCCCACACCUGCUCAACGUUGGGGGAGCUCAAGUGUUGGCAACUGGCAAGUCUGCUGGGGCUGAAAUUGACAUCAAGUACGCCCUCAUCGGCACCGCGCUGGGCGUCGCCAUCUCUGCGGGCUUCCUGGCCCUGAAGAUCUGCAUGAUCCGGAGACGCUUGUUCGACGACUACUCUUCAGACCUGAGAAGCGCACACCAGGCCCCCAGUGACGCCACGCUGCUGAAGAAGAGAGCCCCGAGGCUAAACCUCCAUUUCUCUGAAAGCAUUGUCGAUUUUGAAGUACGCGAGCCAGUUGUCUCAUACAAUGUCCCGUUUUCUGCAUCUGUCUGAUUGUUUCCUCUUGAGUAGAUUCAGACCGAAGGUUUUCUUGUCAAGAAUGUACCAGAAGUGACAUUGCGUAUCUUUCGUUGUGCUGCAGCAGGAGGUGUGUGGUGCCGGGACGCUUGUUGGCGAUGCUUCUCACCUGAUCCCUUGGUUAGAAAGUGACUGCUCGCUCCCUGCACCGCAGAGAUAAAGAUUUCCCCUUUGCAAUGAGUAAAUAAUCUGGGGAGGGGUACUUUGAGAACUUGUGAAUAUCUUGACCCCCAGGAGUUCAUCACCCAAUGAUUUUACAUCGAUUCGUGAUCCUGCUUGAAUCAGCUAUUGUCAUCGAUGGUUACAAAAUACUGACCUUCUAAUUCUAGCAUUCUGUCUACAUUGACUAGCAGCCACUCUUGGGAGGAAAGGAUUUUCCUGUUUCUCUUUCUCCUGCUUGCCGAGCACUCUUACUGCGGACUUCAACGCACUUUAAUUCAUUGUCAUCAUGAUUCUUUUUGAUGCUUCAAUGGUCCCACAUUUGGAUGUGCAGGUCACUUCUUAGUGGCUUCUGUGCCCUGUGGACAGGACCCUGCUAGCCUCUGAGCACGUCCUAGACUUCUGUCACUGUCCCGGAGUUCAGGCUCACCGUUUGCUGCUCCAAGCUGAUAUCGCCCAUUUUCCCAAGCACCCCUGUUUUCCUUUUCUUCCAUUUUGUUACCGUGGACUGAUUUUUAGGAACCAAGAUCUGGGCACACCGUGUGCUCAGGGCUACUGAGGUGCCAUUGCUUCUAUGCCCUUUCAAGGGACAGAGUCGGGAAAUGUGCAUUUCAAUUAUGAACUCAGUACCAUAAGGCUUUCCCCAAGCUUUCCCCAGUCCAUAUUUCUAUAUUGCCCCAUCUAAAGUAAAAACUGUAGUUCUUAGCCAUAUAAAUAUUUUUACUCAUUUGCUCUAUCCUAUAAUACACACAAGAUACUUCCAGAAAUUACAGCACUAUACAGCUAUAGACCUGCUUCAUAAACUUGAAGGUUUCCUUGCAAUGCUUUUUACUUAUGAAGUUUAGCCCUUGUAUGCAGUAAGAGUAUUGUGUUUUCUCUGUGUGGUUAUGUUGGCAGUUGGAUAGAAUAAGAAACACUUGUUUUAAUGUGUAUACUAUAAAUGUUUCCCUUUUUAUCCUUUUAAUUUAAUUUAAUUUUUGAAAAUGUAAAACAUGUACAUUGUUCAAAGACAAAGCUAUGUAGAAAGUAAACUCAGAGAAGUCUAGCUCCCAUAACUGUCUACUGUCUCCUGUCCCUCUGCUACAAGUUACUAUUUUCUAUACUUCUGGUUGAUCCUUCCUGCGUUAAUUUAAUAAAAAUAUAUUUAAUUAAAUAAUAUUUUUACAUUAUAUAUAGUUUUAUACAAUUAAAAAAUGUGUGCAUAUAUAUCUUUUCCAGUACUUGUAUAGUUUUAUUUUUUACUUAGAUCUCCUAUCCAUUGGCAUAUAUUCUGGUAUGAGCAAUAGAUCCAAUUUUAUCUUUUUCCAAAAUGGCAAUCCAAGAAUUUCAACAUUGUUUUUGAGAACCACCCUAUUUCCCCAGUGUUUCAUUUGCUACUUUUACGGCACCCUCGAUUUCCUCAUGUACUAGGGCCAUUGCAGGCGCUACGCUACUCUCCACCGGUGUCCGAGGUCACUCACGUGCCAGUGCGUGGACCAGAGAGGCCUCGUGGUGCUCCCUGCGUCUGGUGGGCUCAUUUCCCUGCACGCACGAGCACAUGUGCACAUGGUGUUUCUCCUUCCCAGGGGUGUGUUCUUGCUAUUCUAUUCCAGGUAUUCUUGCGUAUUUAUUUUUCCACGUGAACUUCAGAAUCAAUUUCAGAAUCUCUCUACAGAAAACAAACAUCUUGAUAUUUUUAUUGGGAUUGCAUUACACUUACAUAUUAAAUCGAAGAUGAUUGACUUCUUUACCGUGUUAAACGCUCCAUCAGGGAAAAGAGAUAAUUUUUUUAAGAAGUCUGUUUUUGUGUGUUUCAAGAGAGUUUUCAGGUUUUGCUCUCAUAGGGUCUUCACAUUUCUUAAGUUUAUUCCUAAGUAUUUUAUAUCUCCGUGGCUCUUUAAAUGGAGUUUCCCAUUAUGUCUCUUCCCUGGCCAUUGAUUGCAUAUUGAUUUCUUUUGUACAUCAACAUGAUAGUGGCUGCCUUAUUGAAUGCUUCUACUGUUUGUGUUUGUUUACUCCUUGAUCCCUUGAGUUUUCAUGAUACUGUGUCACCUGCCAAAGGUAGACCUUCUUCCCAGUUCUCAUCCCUCUAAUUGUUUUCUCCUCUCUGGCUGGGUCGGCUAAAGCCACCAUCGCUGACAGGGAGGCGGUGCACGUGCUCGCCUGGUGCUGGUCUUGGAGGGACACCCGCUGGUGGCUUCCAUCAAGCGGGGCACCCGCGUCAGGGCCGAAGUGCACAUAUUUGAUCAUGUUAAGGAAGCAUUCUUCAGUUCCUAUUUUACUGAGUUUUAAAAAUCAGAAAUGGUUGUUGGAUUUUGUAAAGGUCUUUUCAGUAUUAACAGGUAGUAAGGUGGGUGUCUUCCACAGAUCCACCCUGGGACUGGGCUGGCUAACCACAACGGAUAGGCACCCUCGUCAUCAGUUUUAGUUCGGUUUUUGUUGUUUUUCUUCUCUCCUUGUUUGUCUACAUGAUUCCUGGAGGGCCUGCUGAAAGGUCUGAGUGUAGCAGCCGCUACACUGUGCAGUCCCAAACUCUCUCGCUCUUUCUCCUGAGCCAGCACAGGAUGUCACACAGCCCAUCCACCCGCUAGCCCGCCCGCAGACUCUGUGCCAGACUCGGCCCCGCCUUCCUGUCCCGGCAGGUGGUGCCUGGCUCCACAGUGGCUCGCGAUGUGUCCCUUUCCAGAGGCGUCACUGCCUGUCGGAGAGCAACGGCACCCCUUCCCCGGCACGGGGCCGGGCCGCCGGGCUGGGGGAGGCUGCCCUCCGGCUGCCCGUCGCUCUGGGCACUGGGCUCUCAAGUCCGGCCUCUCCAGGUCCCUUUCUUAACAGAACCUGAGGGGUCUUCCAACUAGGGCUUAUUAAAGACAAGAGGGAUGAACUUUCUGCUCAGCCCCUGGGCCUCCAGCCCAGCUGACUUAAAUUCCACGUUCUGCUAGCCCCACCAUCCUCUAAAGGAGAAGCACAAACACCUGACAGCUUUGAGGCCCUCGCCUGGAACCCGCGCCCUCCCCUUCCCCUCGCCCGGCCUUGCUUGUUCCCAGCGUCUGCCUUGUCUCCCGUGCUGGCUCUGCCGCGGUCAAGCUCUACAGGGCCGACCUUGCCCUGGCUCCUGGUCCUCACGCUCGGGCUGGGGGACUGUGCUGGCCAGCCUGCGGUCUCCGACUCGGCUUGUCUUCCUGCCGCUGGCGUCUCUUCUCUCCUGGGGAGACGUGAGUUAGGUGUCAGGAGACUGUGGCUGAACAUGCGCAGUGGAAUGUCAGAGACACCGCGCAUCAUUCAGCGUGCGUGCGAACAUGCCAGUCUGCCCUCACGGCACGUGGCGUCGCGUGGAGCUGCGGUGAGGGUGGGAAUGUGUUCUCAGAGCGUGGAGGUCUGGGAGGCCCUCAGCCGUGCGUGGCCACGGCAGGGUCUUUGCCCGGCUUUCAGCCCAAGCUGUCUUAUUCAGGGUCCUGUUUGGUGACCUCAUCUUUUCUCCUGUGUUCCUCGUUUCUUAUACGUCUGCCCUCCCCUUCCCUUCCAUCAAGGCUGGGACAGUAAGUACAGAGAAGUCCCACCCUCGCCAACAGCUUGCGGUUCAGACGUGAAAGCGUCAUUGCGGAGCCACAGCCCUAGAGGUCUACUUUGUUCCCUGUAGCACCUGCCCAAAUGUGUGCAAAGUCUUCCACAGCAGAAAGGGCCACUUUCCCUGAAAUAUGCGUACUAACCUCAGGGGUGGCAUCUUCCCUUUGCGACGCAGCGUGGGUGAGGCCUGGCUCUGUGGGCUCCAGCGUGGCAGGCGGGGGCGAGCUGCGGGGCGAGCCCUGGCCCGGACGCAGAGGCCUGGGCUUCAGGUUCCUCCCUGUGCUGCACGUGGAAAUGCCGCCUUGCCGGGCUUUGCUGGCGAGCUCCUCCAUACCUGUUUGUGUGGGUCGCAGACACACGUGAGCCGAUGAGGCACAGCACGCUCUGCCAGUGUCUUCCAGCUGGUUCUCUUCCUUCCCAGAGAUGCACGAGUGAUUGAGCUGUAGGUGCCGGCCGCGUCAGGAGGGUUCAGCCGCGUGGGCGACCACUCGCGGGCCGCUGCGGUCUCAGGACGCUUUGAAUUCGAACACCCGUGGCUGGUGAGAGACCUUCACGUGGACUCAACACCGGAGGCAAGUAAUGGAAAGAACGGAACUUACGUCCCUGUGUCCUGAAGAAAAUGUCACUCCUCUUCUGCAAGAAGCUGGCUGCGCAGAGGGAGGCCUGAGCGCUUUAGCCAGCAGUAGGAAAAGAUGGAAGCCAAAAAGUCCACACCACCUGUUGUAGUCCCCUCUGUUGCAGCUGUUCAUGCUUUUGUGAUGGCACUGUGUCCCACAGCAAAUGGCUCAUGGAAAUGGGAAUCGCCCGAGACACAACUUCCUGAGCACUAUCAUCCUGUCAACAGCUAAGCAGCACUUUCUAGAACCGUUGGCCUCACCUUCUUAGCUUCCAGGAAAAUCCCAUGUUAAAGACAGAUCCUGUGAACACUCAGGAGCCCUGAGACGUGGCGACCGCGAGGCAGUCUCCAGUCCUGUGAGGGUCUGGCCUGGAGGGGAAACGGCAGGCGGGGCACCGUGGAAAGGGCCGGGUCGGGAAGGGGCCUGCAGCUCUGCGGGCCUUCACAUGGCGGCGCCCACCCAGGACUAAGUGAGACGGCAGACGCCGGGCCUUGUGCAGAGCUACGCACAUGUCAGCUGUCGCUACCAGCCUGAUGUCAUCGCUUUGCGGUUAUUAUUACAACUUGCAUGGCUUUUGCAUGAAAGACGCGCAUGGUAGAGGCUCAGGAAGCCCCUGUCCCUAUGUUGUUGCUGUCAAGGCAGGGCUCUGCGGUGCAGGCCCCACGGACAUUCCUCCCGCCCGUGACGCAAGCCUGUAUUUCCGGGACUGCGUCACAGAAGACUCCUUGCCCUCUCAUCGGCAGAGACUGGGCUGUCCUCCUUGCGUGUGACGAAAGAGGAGCUACAUUUCAACACGGGGCGCUGCCUUAUCAUAAUUUGCCUGGAUUCCCAGGGUGUCUUUCAUCUGACUUGGUGAUGAUGUUGUUCAUUGGCAGCCUUUGUUAACCGAUAACCGAGCGUGGUGAUGCGACGUUCGUGAGCAAUGUUCUGUGUGUAACAUAGAAUAAACCAUCUUGUAAGGGA